Molecule: messenger RNA, 1112 nt
Organism: Toxorhynchites rutilus septentrionalis
Lineage: Eukaryota; Metazoa; Arthropoda; Insecta; Diptera; Culicidae
Product: farnesol dehydrogenase-like
Exons: 4
Coding region: 131-913 (260 amino acids)
Source: RefSeq, a predicted model, not a curated record
GGAUCAUUUCGCGCAGAGUUAGUCUUGGUCGUGUCGUGAGGUUGGUGUCGAGCAGCGUCGUAAUCGCAAUCCGUUUAAUCCGACGGUGUCGCUUCGUCGUAAAUAUUUCCAAAGUAAAAUAUAAUCAAAGAUGAGUACAAAUGAAAAAAUGAAGCGAUGGGAAGGAAAAGUUGCGGUUGUCACAGGAGCCAGUGGUGCAAUCGGUGGGGCGAUCGCUAAGGAACUGGUCAAAGCUGGAAUGAUAGUUUGUGCAUUGGCCCGAAGACGAGAUAAAGUUGAGAAACUACGCGCUAGCCUGUUUGAUGUGGCUGGCAAUCUGAACUGCGUUGAAUGUGACAUUACCAUGGAGGAGGACGUGAAGCAUGCCUUCGGUUGGAUUGAAGGCACCUAUGGUGGAGUCGAUUUGCUGGUAAAUAACGCCGGAGUGAUCACUAAAUGCCUGUUGACGGAGAAAAAUAAUACCAAAGAUUUAUAUACCACGAUGGAAACUAAUAUUAUUGGUCUGUGCUUGUGCACUCGAGAAGCAGUCAAGUCCAUGAAGGCGCGAGAUGUUCACGGACACAUCAUCAACGUAAACAGUAUAUUCGGCCACAAGGUCCAUCAAGCCGUCCCUGGAACGAGGCCACUGAAUGGAAUGUAUCCGGCUUCGAAGUAUGCUGUCACCGCAAUUACCGAAUGUAUUCGCCAAGAGCUAAUUUAUCUGGAUAGCCAUAUCAAAGUGUCGAGUAUCAGUCCAGGAUUGGUGGAAGGUGAUCUUGUAGCAAGUCAUACAACCAACGAAAAUGAAAUCGUCAAAUACAUGCCAAAACUUAAACCAGAGGAUGUGGCAGAAGCACUUCUAUACGCAAUCACUACACCUGAUCAUGUUCAAAUUCACGAGCUUGUCAUCAAACCGAUGGGGGAAUUUCUAUAAAUAACAACCUCAUUCUGUACGCUUCGUUAUUUAGUAAAGAAAAAUAUAAACAUUCAAAUAAUCCUACCUUUUCGACGGCGUCGGAGGAGGAGAAAAAGUAUGCUUUCAAGUGCUAUUUUAUUUAUCUCAUAAUUUAUUUUUAUACAGCAAUAAAAAAGAAUAUAUUCUAGUGCUAGCGAAUAAAUAUAUUUUGAGCGUA